Messenger RNA from Psammomys obesus (fat sand rat), 13729 nucleotides. It is a transcript of the gene Ino80d, whose product is annotated as INO80 complex subunit D. The transcript is spliced from 12 exons. Lineage: Eukaryota; Metazoa; Chordata; Mammalia; Rodentia; Muridae. Gene Ontology annotation, cellular component: nucleus. The record is from RefSeq and is a predicted model, not a curated record. The coding region runs from base 385 to 3447 and encodes 1020 amino acids.
AGUCAGGUGCAGCCGCGGCCCGGAAAGUUUCCUUCUAGGCCCGAAUUGGGGGCUGCCUCCUCUCCGGGGAGCCCCGGUCCUAGCGCCCGGGACCCCCGAGGGCGUGGGGGGAGAGCUCUCGGCUGGCGUGAAACUCUUCGCCAGUUCCUGUCCAUUCAAGAUGAGAAAAUUGACCAGAUUUGAGCCCUAUCCCUGAUUAUUCCCAGAGGCAAUGAGUGAUCUCUCCGUGGCAUAAACUGCCCUUAACCUUUCUAAUAAAUCAGACAAUCUGCUUCCUCUUGAUUGAGCAGCAUUCCAAACUGUGGUACCCCUGGGCUCUCUUCACAUUGCUGUGGUGCAGAAGAUUUAAAAUCAGCUGAUGUUCACAAGGAAUAGAGUCACGUGAUGUAUGAAGGGAAACAUAUACACUUCUCUGAGGUUGACAAUAAGCCCUUGUGCUCAUAUAGCCCCAAACUGUGCAAGCAGCGGCGACUCAACGGCUACGCUUUCUGUAUCAGACACGUUCUGGAAGACAAGACUGCCCCCUUCAAGCAAUGUGAAUAUGUGGCCAAGUAUAACAGCCAGCGCUGCACCAACCCCAUUCCCAAAUCAGAGGAUCGUAGGUACUGCAACAGCCACUUGCAGGUACUUGGCUUUAUCCCGAAAAAAGAGAGGAAGAAAAAGAAUGAUCCGGUAGAUGAGGUGAAGGUGAGGCACCAGAUGGAUGCCAUGGCAUUUAGCCUGACAGUGCCCACCUUGGCCUUAAAGAUGCCCAAUGGACUGGAUAGCAUGUCCCUCUCGCCACCUGGGGCAAGGGUUCCUCUCCACUAUCUGGAAACUGAGUUGGAAGACCCCUUUGCUUUCAACGAGGAAGAUGAUGACCUAAAGAAAGGGGCAACUGUGAGAAAGAAGUUGCAGAGCAAGUUGGCUCAGAACCGGCAGCGCCAGCGAGAGACAGAGAUUUUAAAAGUUCGGCAAGAGCACUUUAGUACCCCUCCCGCGCCUUCUCAGCAGCACGCCCACCUGUCACCUCUAUCCACUUCUUUAAAACCUCCAGCGCCACCACAGGGUUUAGUCUGCAAGUCACCUCAACCUCAGAACACCAGCCUACCAAUGCAGGGAGUGGCCCCCACCACAUACUCUAUAGCACAAACGAGGCAGUCCUCUCACAAGAGGCCUCUGCCCCUCCUUCCCUCCAGCCGGGCUCCUGUCUCAGAUGCCCUCAGGACUGACCGCGUCCUUAUGAAAGCCACCGCCUUCUCUCCACACUUCUCUUGUAUAAGCCGACUGCAGAGACUGGUGAAACUGUGUACCCAAAAGCAUCAGUUGGACGCAGACCUGUUUCCUCACUUAGGGUUGGACUGGUCUGAAGAGAGUGGAGAGGAGCUGGAAGACUCAGAUCAGGCCUCGCCAUAUCAGGUUGCAUGGUCCAUCCGAGAAACCCUCAGAUAUGAAAGACACACGUCAGAUGACGACGUGGAGAGUAGGAGCUCCAGGGUGACCCAGCUUUGCACUUACUUUCAGCAGAAAUACAAGCACCUCUGCCGCCUGGAGCGGGCAGAGUCUCGACAAAAGAAAUGCCGGCAUACAUUUAGGAAGGCGCUGCUGCAGGCAGCCAGUAAAGAGCCCGAAUGCACUGGCCAGUUGAUACAAGAACUGAGGAGAGCUGCAUGCAGUCGAGCCAGCCUCAGCCAGAACAAGUUGAAAGAGGUGGAGCCGGCAGCAUGCAGUGGAACGGUGAAGGGUGAGCAGUGCACCAACAAGGCCCUUCCCUUCACCAGACAUUGCUUCCAGCACAUCCUUUCAAACCGCUCUCAGCAGCUGUUCUCCAGCUGCACUGCCAAGUUUGCGGACGGACAGCAGUGCUCUGUGCCAGUGUUUGACAUUACACACCAGACGCCCCUGUGUGAAGAGCAUGCCAAGAAGAUGGAUAAUUUCUUGAGAGGAGAUAACUCCCGGAAAGUUCAGCACCAGCAACAGAGGAAACCUAGAAAAAAAACGAAGCCCCCUGCACUUACCAAAAAACAUAAGAAGAAGAGACGGCGUGGACCUCGUCGACCCCAGAAGCCCAUUCCCCCUGCAGUGCCCCAAGGGAACCUCAGUAUGCCCACCAGCGUCUCACUGCCAGUGGAGGCCUCGCAGAUACGUAGCCCUUCCACACCAGAGCUGAGUGCUGAUGAGUUGCCGGAUGACAUUGCCAAUGAGAUCACUGACAUUCCACACGACUUGGAAUUGAACCAGGAAGACUUUGCAGAUGUCCUGCCACGCCUGCCUGAUGACUUACAAGAUUUUGAUUUUUUUGAAGGAAAAAAUGGAGACCUCCUCCCAACCACCGAAGAAGCUGAGGAGCUUGAGCGGGCCUUGCAAGCUGUAACUUCUCUCGAGUGCCUGAGUACCAUUGGGGUACUUUCCCAGUCAGACGGUGUGCCAGUUCAGGGGUUGUCAGAUAGAGGGAUGGGGGUGUUCUCCACGGGUACUGAUGCUUCGGGAAUCCAGUCCUUGAGUCGAGAAGUAAGCACGGACCUAGGGGAGCUAUUGAACGGACGUAUAGUACACGACAGCUUUUCUAGUCUGGAGCUGGACGAGAGCCUGCUCCGUCCUGCGACUCUGCCUGACCCACCUACGCCCCUGGCAGGGCAGAUCCGGGGGCGGUUCCCUGCCCCCGCCAGCGUUGGCCUUACUUCUGCCACCCUGCUCAGCCAGAGUGCACUUGGGGAGAGAGCCUUCCCAGGACACUUUCAUGGACUUCAUGAUGGCAGCCAUGCCUCCCAGAGGCCACAUCCUGCCCAGCUGCUGAGCAAGGCAGACGACCUUAUCACCUCACGACAGCAAUACAGCAGUGAUCAUUCACACUCCUCACCCCAUGGAAGCCAUUAUGAUAGCGAGCACGUGCCGUCACCCUACAGUGACCAUAUCACCUCUCCCCACACAUCUUACUCUGGUGAUAAUAUGGCAGCUACAUUUUCAGCAGAGAUGCCCAUCAUGGCACAGCACUUGCUCCCCACCCAGCUUGAGGUGCCACUUGGAGGAGUGGUCAACCCCAGAACUCACUGGGGGAAUCUCCCCGUCAAUCUCGGCGACCCCUCUGCAUUUAGCAACCUCCUUGGCGCGGAUGGACACCUUCUUUCCACUUCCCUCUCCACGCCACCCACCACAUCCAACUCAGAGACCACGCAGCCUGCCUUCGCCACCGUUACCCCAAGCAGUUCCAGUGUGCUUCCGGGGUUACCACAAACCAGCUUCAGUGGCAUGGGACCUUCCGCUGAACUAAUGGCCUCCACCUCUCCCAAGCAGCAACUCCCGCAGUUCAGCGCAGCCUUUGGCCACCAGCUGAGUUCCCACAGUGGCAUUCCUAAGGACCUGCAGCCCAGCCACAGCUCGAUAGCCCCUCCUACAGGCUUCACAGUAACAGGUGCCACGGCUACAAGUACCAAUAAUGCAUCUCCCCCCUUUCCCACCCCUAACUAAGCGAGUCUGUGUGCUUGCAGGCAGGUGGAACCCAGUGUUUUCUAUCUUUGUUUCCUCUUUUUGCACCCCUCUCCCUUUUCCUACAGAAGAUUUAAAAAUAACAGUGGGGAUUAGGAGGGACUCCCCUUCCAAGUUCAACAAGUGGCCGUGCCGUGGACCUUGUGUCAGUGUUCACGCGUGCUCCUUAGCACUGGUGCUCAUCCCCUCCUGGCGGGUCCCCUCGGCCUGGCAGUUUCUCUGGUGGCUCAGCACAGUGACUGGAUAGGAUUGAUUUUUUUUUUUUUUCAGCAAGUCCUAGAAGUGGAAGAUACCUCAGAUUACCAGUGCCCUUUACUGUCUCCUAGUGUUCAGAUCAAUGCUCCCCGUUCUCUAGCCAGGUUUUUACAUAGGUUGUUCUAGGUGGAGUGGUCCUGUUGAGAUCCUGUGUAGCAGGUGGUGUGCAGACAGAAAGCAAAGCUCUGACUUAGCACCAACUGUCAAAUACCACAGUGAGGCUGGGAUGCCAUUCCUAAUUGUGACGUGCUUCACUGAAAAGAAAAUUGUCUCUUGAUCGCCUGUGAAUGCGUGUUUACCCCGUGUGUGUUUUGUGCGUUGCAGUAGCUGUCCCAUUGAAUUUUUUCUUUUCUCCCAAAAUAAGCAUAAAGCUCUUUUCUCCCUCCUUCUGUCUCAUACCUAGCAAGCUUGGUCCUUCUUUCCUGCUGAGGUGACUAAGGCAUCCUGAAUCGGAGGGGUGGUCUACUAGUGGCAGUACAGUGCUUGCUAAAGAUAAGCCUGUGAAGAAAGGGACCACAGAUGGCUGAGUUCACACCAGUGGCAGGGAGUGUCAAGACAACUGACCUCGCCUUUGCCAUGUGCAUUUGUUUCAGAACUCCUCACUCAUGGAACAUGUUCACAGGUAGUAAUUGAAGAAAAUAUUUUGAUGUGCAAAAGCAGGCUAGCCAAGAAAGAUUUAAAAAAAUGACAUCUCUGACCUGCUUGGUCCAUCACUCGCUCCUAGUGUUUACGUGUUUACAGUUGUGAUUCUUUGGUGAGAUUUGUGAACUGUGGAGUACACGUGUAGAAUCCGUGUACCAGUUGUGAAGUAAUGUGUAAUAUCGGAAGGACACACAUUUUAAAGUUUCUUUCAAAGCAGAAUAUGGAAAUCAGACAUAAAUUUGACUUGUCUUAGGUACUUUAAACAUAAGUACUUAGGAUGAAGUAAAAUUGGAAAUUCUUUUAAAGUACCAAGGUUUUAGGGUAAAAAUCUUAUUGCGUAGUGCAGUAAGUUGGUGAUUAUGAAGUGAUGUGUGGGGUUUCUUCUUGCCUGCCUUCCCCUCCCAGAAGAGGGUAGAGCUUCAUUUUCUACUCUGUUUUGCUGAGGUUUCACUGUCUCUUUGGAUACCAUUAGGUUUAAUCUAAUUUAUGUAUGUAUAUUUUUAAAAAUAAGGCAACAUAUCUAUUAAUGAUGUGGUACAGUAAUUCUUUUGUCAGGGACUGUUUGAUCCUAAUUCCUUCCUAAUAGGUAAAGGUUGAGACAUAUUUUCCUACUUCUUAUGUGCAUUUUCUUCACGCCAUGCUAGUUCUACCCAGUCCCUUCUGUUGAAGGUUCUUUCUCUGCCUUGUAACAAUGAUAGUGAUUAGCAGGCAUUAUGCAGAUACCACGUGCCUGAGCUUUUGGAGGGAAAGUGUCAUGUGACUGUAUGAAAUCAUGAUAUGCCCUAUUUGUAUUUAUUGAAAUUGGGGGUCAAAAUAUGUUUGUAAUAUAUUUACUUUUUUUUUUCUUAAAAAUCAUGUUAGUUAAUUGGAACGUUUAUUUUUAAUAGCUUUGCCUUUUUUGCAGAUUGAGAAAUUUCUAAAUUAUAAAUUGUGUCACAAAGCAAAAUUAUAUUUGGUAUCACCAUGAACUUCUCUCCUGAAUUGUGAGAACAGCUUUUUGACUAUUUCUCACCUGUGACCCUAUAUGUCAGUAGCUUUUUUAUUUUAGUGCACUGUAAUGAAAUGAUGGUGAGUGGUUACCUCACCUCAACUGUGUCAUUCUGUUUGCUAAGCUGUUUUCACAUCCCAUUAUAAUCAUCACUAGAGGACUGCGCAUUCCCGGAAAGUUUAUUUUGUCUCCAGUGUGUGUCAAUUAAAGAUUGUAGCAGAGCAGCACUCUGCUUUUAACUGUCAGACCCUCUCUGCCAGAGAAAGGAUAGUCCUGUGCAGUCACUUUGGACUGUUACUGGCUAUUUGACCAUGUGCUAGCUGCUGAAAAUCCUUUAGUUGUCAAAACUGAGUUUGCAGUAGGUUGCACCUUUUAUUGUUUGCAGUUUUCUGUUUUAUGUGCAUUUAAAAGCCCUUCUUUGCUUUCGAGUAAGGAGGCAUGAAGUGACCAGGAAUGUUGCCAGUUACAGCUUCACGCCAAAAAUAGUGAGUAAACUCACUUUUGUUGAGAUGCCCGUGAUGAUAGCUGAAGGGAGGACAGUCUUAGAAAGUACUGGUAUAGGACUGAGUAAUUAGCAAAAAGCACACUUUUCUUCUAUUUCAGAACUAACAUACAGGCCUGUAAUAUAAUGUGCUUUUCUCAUGAGCCUCUCCUCCCCCGAGAAGAUCUAUAAGCCCAGAGGUACCCACUUUGUUACUCUUCUAGUUGUUGAAGCAAUUCUAGUCUCUUAAUAGUAGGUGGGGUGUUAAUAUGCAAAGAAAAAUUAAGCAUCUUUUACAAUGCUUAUAUGAAAACAGCACUUACGUUAUGGAAGGCAAUACUGGAAUCAACAAACAAGGUCCUAAUGGGAUAGAAACUAGUUUUGAUUAUAGCAUUCUGUACAUGAGAAACAGUAACAAAGAAGGCUUUCUCUGUCUCUGCAGUUCUUUUGGGACCAUUUAUAAAGGCCAGUUAGAUUGUGUUACUGUGAUUUAACUUUGAAGUUGCUGCAGUUACUGACUGCAUCCUGUGCUCUGAUGUUCAGCAACUCUGGUAUCUGAAGGGAAAAUGGGCUUUUUCUCCUUUAACUGUUAGUAUUAUUUUAGUAAAAAUACUUAAGACAUUGUUCUUUUUCUUCUGUAAAAAUGGCUUAGCAAUUUUCACACCCAGGUAGGUUGCACAGCUAGUAACUGAUUCAGGAUAGGAAAUAGCAGUUACAGGUAGCCCACCAAGUGACAGACUAUGCAGUCAGCAAAUCUGGUAGUUAUCACUGCAUAGCUGAGAAGCAAAGGUUGCCUUCUCUAGUGAGCCUACCAUGUGAGUGCACCUGCUUAUAAACAAUAGCAGUUCCUUGUUGGCAGGUAAUGUGUAUCUAGUGUCCCUCUGUGAGAAGAUUAUGGUUUUAUGAGAAGCAGAUAGUCAUUGGAGAUGGAAAGUGAUUAUUUUAUAUUCCUUCAGGUAGAUAUUACCAUUUUUAGUGGCUUAUGGCUAAGGAAAGCUAAUACUUUAUCUUUGCCAAAUAAUCUUUUAAAGUAAACCAGACUCCCACCUGAAGGUUAGGAAUCACCCUCUUCUGUGAGUCCUAGUAAAACCCUCCCAAAGCUCCUUCUCAGUCCGUGCUCACAGUCCACACAGCCACAUCAGCUCUCUGAUUAGGAAGGAAACCAGGCCUGUGCUGGAGACAGGCAUGCUGAGCAUACAGUUUCUUUUACAGGAGAGAACUUAGGUUUCUGUUGGCCUGUUGCAUGGCUUUCUAUAAACUGGUAUUAGAGUUGAGACACAGAGGUGAGACCCGUACUGUGCGUUCCUUGAGCCUGCCCUGGCAUCCUGGUCAGCAGUGGUGGCAGCUGGGCUUGCUUCCUCUACAGUGACUCUGAAGCCAUUACACUCCUGUAGCUCAGUUCCGCAUGUGGUUGUGCAUUGUGUUGACACUGCAGAGCAUGAGGAUAUUAACACUAAAUUAUUUAAUAGGUUUGGAAUUCAUUAGAAUUUUAAGUGUUUACUUUUUAGUCUCCUCAUCUUUUAUUUUUAGACUUAAAAGGAUUGAGUUCUUUUUUUACCUGACAUGUAGGAUAACCUAAUAGAGUAGUUAGUUGAGUGAGCAGUACAACUCUACAGUGUAAUGAGGAAAUUUAGAAACAUCUUUGAAAGAGAAUUUAUUUGGAGUGAAUACUCAUUUGUAUUUCUUUCAUUACUGUUAGCCACAUUGUUUUAUGGAUUUCUUCAUAUCAAAAUUAUUUCAUACAGGAUAAUCACUCAUGAAGAGUCAUAUAUUUUCCCCCUUUCAGUAAAUUGAAAAAUAACUGAAUUCAGUAAAAAAGAAAAAUAAUGCUAUCUUAAUAUUUUGGCUUCUUUAAGCUUUCCUAUAUUAUUAUAUUCUGGUGGGAACCAAAAUCACACUUUAAUUAAAGUGCUAUUUUAAAUUUAAAUGCUGUCUUUCAAAAGGUUUAUAAUAUGGUCUCUGUGAAGAGUACAGGUUUCCACAUACUCUAUUAAGCAUGUCCCCUGGCCAGCAAGUUAGGAAAGGAACUUCUGGAUAUUAAUUAGUUAUGCCUCUUCUAAUACCCCAUGUCACUAAUGCUGCAGUUGUGGGUUACAGUUAGGGAGCCUUUGGGUUUGUUUGUUUGUUUGUUUGUGUUUUGUUUUGUUUUCAGCUCCAGUCCUAACUCUUGAUCAGCUUUCCUCUCUGCACUGUGAUAAGGAGUAGAAAGAGAUGUGGCGUUUCAGAGAUUUGUCAUGACUUCUCCCUGUGUUCCUGAGCAUCAGGAAUGUUCUGAGUGGUUUGAAGAGCAGAUCCAACAUGAUCUUUGGCUGACCCAAAGUUAGUGUGAAAAGCAGUCUUCUAAGACGAAAGCUGUUUGACUCUUGGAAGCCAGCGGGGCAGCAUGUUUUCGUUCCUCCGUCUCCCUGUUUGCACGCUUCUCCCCGGUGCAGCAGUGUGCACAUGCACACACGUGAGCCGCACUCAUCUUGGCCCAAGAGUGGCAGACUCUUCUUUCGUUGGUUUUUGUUGUUGUUCUUAUGUGUUUGUUUGUUUGUUUGCUUGCUUGCUUGGUUUUUUUUAAGCUGGGGACCACUGACCUAAGCUCUAUAUGCACCCCAAGUUCCCCAUGGAAAACGUUUCAACGUGCAGGGCGGAAGGCACCAGUGCAGCUCAAGGCCACACCAUUGCUUUUCCUUGGGGGCUUAGACUGAUUCGCCCCGAAAUGACUCCAGCCUGUAUCCGACAGCACAGGCAGCUCCAGCCGGUUAGUGCUAACACGGUGGAGAGUUGACACCUGCUGACAGUGUGUGCCUCUGUUCCAAAGGGUUGAAUCAGUUCUUAACAGUGAUAGCUCUUCUCACUGUAUUGUGUUGAGUAUGUCUCAGGGAUUCCUUGCGGAAAUUAGGGCAGUUUUUAAAAUAAGAAAAUAGUUUUAAAAGAAACUAAAGGUGACUCAUCAUUGAUGAGAGCUCAAGAAAGAGAAAGCAUUUGGUUUCAUAACCCAUGGUGUCUCGCCGAGGACUUUUUCCUUUCUACUUCAGGCUCUCAUCUCAGCUUCAGCAUACAGAACCCUUUCCCAUCAUGCACAGCUUUAAAACGUUUAUUUAAAAACUUCCUUCCCCAAUGAGCUUUCAGAAUACUUAUUGUAGAUUUUAAGAGAAAAGGUAUAUUAAUUUAUGCUAUUAACAUCACCUCAUAAAUUAUAAGUUUUAUACUAAAGCUGUAUUGAGUGUAAUGAAUUAUGUUGCCUAUGUGUUUUAAUAGCUUAAAAUUAUAUAUGAGCUUCUUCUUUUUCUUUUUAUUUUUUGACAAAACAAACUAGUGACGCACCUUUUUACACUGGAUCUCUGCCGUGUCAAGGUGUAGAGCUGUCCUUUGCUACCUUGCAGACAUCUAAAGAAAGGGUAACCCGGGGCCUCAAAAUGUAGAACACCCUUAGAACAUUAAUCAUAGAGCAGUUGAGAGUCAUCUUCUUAGCACAUGAUCUGUGCUUUACACUUACGAUGGCUAGACGCUUAGUUACAGGGUAAAUAGAAGCAUUUAGAUCAAGUACAACUCCCACUGCUGUAGCUGGAAUUUGUAAACUUACAUUUUUAAGACCUCUUUUAUUUCCUAUGGAUUUAUUCUUUAAUUUACAGUUUAUUCUGUAAGUUGAAAAGUAAAAUAGAGAAAUUAAUAAGUCUAGAUGUUCUCAAUAUCUCAUUCAGGAAUGUUUUACCCCCCCUCACUAAGGAAUUCCCACUGUGACUUAAAAAUAGAGGUAAAUUACUUGUGUGCAUGUAUGUGUCUGUGUUUUUACACACAUGCAAAAAUAUACAUCGGGGGCACGUGUGUGAGAUAUGAAUGUGUGCUUGUAUAAAAAUAGAAAGGUAACCGAAUGUAUUAUAGAAAUAUGAUUUAUUUAGCUGAGGGUAUUAGAGUUAUUUUCCCAUUGUUUCUAUUUUAUAAACAUGCCAUAUUUCUUCACUAUAGUAUAAUGUUCAAAGGCCAUCUCUGAUAUCAUGUGCAUUUUUUAUGAACCUUUGGAUUAACUUAUGCUGCUUUUAGACAUCAGAAAAAGCAGAUUCUAAGACCAGCCUCGUACUUAUGAGCAUAAAAAUAAAAGAGAGAGAGAGACAAACAGACCUAGAUAACAGCUCAUUUAUCUAUUGAGGUGAUGGGACCAGAGAUUUGUUGAAAUAUUUUUAUGUCUAGUAAAUUUUCUUCAUAUUCCAGGUAAUAAAGUAUUAUGAUAUUUUCUUGGUCAUGUUCAGAAAACAUACAGGCCUUGGUAAGGAAGCUUUGGAAGGGGCUACUUUUUUAAGGAGUUGGUGGUCUCAUUUCACCGUGCAUAUUUCGAAGCUGGUGUGAUUUCAGUUAUUUGCAAAACAUUUUUUAAAAACUGAGUUGUGCCAUUGGUUAUGGUGUGGAGCAACCCAGUUCCCAUCUUUUGGCUGUAGGAAAGAUCAUGCUACCUUCGAUGCUUACCUGAUUCAUGUGGAACUGAAAAGAAAAAGAUGCAUUCCUGUUCUUUGAACCUUGUCAUUUUGCUGUUCAUUCUUCACUGGGGCACCGGGUGACCUGAGACAGUCAAUGAGAGCCAAGUGUUCCCAUCACAUUUAUUUUAUUAUAAAAAACCAUAUACUUAGAUAUGCCAGAACAAUUCCUAAGAACACAUUUGAAUUGGUAGUUGUCUUUCAGGCCUCAGUUACUUCAUCUUAGAUUCAAACAAAACCUAGGAAAGCUCUCCGUGUUUUGUUUUGUUUUGUUUUGUUUUUACAGUUGUAUUUUUAUAGCAUCUCCCUGUUUCAUCCACUUUUGCUUUCAGAUUUUAAGAAAUCUGCAUAUUUCUUGUACAUAUGCAUGCAAACGAAAGAAGGGAGUUUGUACUGAUGCCAUUUCUCCCUUCAGUUGCUGGUAAAUGGAAUUUGCUAGAAUCAGUUUCCCCUUAUUGAAGGGUGAAAACAGACCCUUUGUGUAUAUCUGUACAGAGAUGUGUAUACGGGAUGUGGCGGCACUUUGCUGAAUGUGACCUUGCCUUGUCAAUGGAAAGACUGAAAAGUAUUAUGUUUAUUUAUACAUUUGUAUAAAUCUAUAUAUACACGUAUGUAUAUGUGUGUGUAUAGAUAAAGCUAUAUACAUAUAUCUCCCUAAAAAUGUGUGUGUGUAUAAUAGAGUAACAGCCUUUACUAAGCAAAAUUAUGCAUCUGUGGGAAAUUUGGGGUUAUUUUGCAAGCCCGUGGAAACGAUGACAGUCUAGAGUGCAUCACCAAGCAUACUGAAUUGGAAACCCUUUGGGUUACAGUCACUAUUACAGAUUACAGCAGCCACAAAUGAAUCUUUGUCUGAGCUUUUUUUUCUCACCAAUUCCACUGGUCCUCAGACUUUUUGGUAGCUAAUCUCUCAUUACUUAACAAUCACACGUCUUUGCCAAGUUGUCUGUUGUCCAAGUGCUCUAGAUUGAGUCUGCCUGUGCUGGGCCACAUCCCAGCCUCUGUCCUCCUGUUUCCUACUUACUUCUCUCACUAGAAGCCUUGGCGGAACUAUCUCAGCUGUCACUUUCCCAGACCUUUAUCACUGACAUUUCCCCACAGUAUACAGCUUACAGUAAUCUUUUCUUUGAGAAUUGGGUAGUCAUCAAAAAUAAAAAGCCAACAUUCAAAUUACUAAUUUUGAAAUUUUUAACUAGGUAACUUUGGAGUAUUUUACUUUAAUUAAGAAAAAAAAACAUAAUUAUGACUUUAUGAUUGGUAUUAAUUUUAGGUGUAUUUUAUUUCCACACUUAUCAUUUAAAUAGUUGGAUUUGUUUUGUGUUUUAAAUAUAAAUUUACUAUUUGAAUUUUAACAAAGAAUACAGAAUCAUAUGGAAGCCUCUUGAGUUCUAGAACUGACUCAUGUUUCUCAUGAUGAAAUGCACUAAUGAGUUCCUGUAUAAUCAAUUCUACUAGAUUUCCUUUUGACUUUUCUCACAGUUACGACAUUCAGUUUUAACCCUGCUGCAGCUCUCUAGAAAACUUGCACCCUUCUAUACCGUGCCUUUAAAGCUCUUAUGCACACACAGAUAAAAGUGUAUAUAUACAUGUUGGCGCGUGUGUACAUAUACUUUGAUAUAUUCUCUCACAGUAUGUCUCCAGGAUACACUGUGGGAGUGGACAUAUUCAAAGGCAAUGAAAUGUUGCUCUUUAGAUAUAUAUGUAUAUAAGAGUGUUGAUAUAACUGUACAUACACAUGUAUAUGUAUGGGUUCUAAAUGGCAAUCUUACAUUUAGCAAAAUGCUGCCCUACUGGAAUAUUGCCACUGCAAUGGCGCUUGUAUGUAAUGAUUUAAGAUACAUUAUCAAAAAUUAUUUAAAGAACAUUAAAGGUCUCAUCUAAAGACAGCCACACACUAUUUAUUUAGCUUCCUAUUCCUUUUAUUGUUGUGUUUGUGUAACUGAAAGGGAGACUGUCAUUUUAAAAAUGCCAUCUGUGUAUGAGAGAUGAGAUUCGCCCGGGGCACUUUGUAUCUCCCCUGUCUCCGAAACAGGGAUGUACCACAAUCCAACUUGUUUAUCUCAAUGUUAAAGCAGUCCUGAUACCGCCACUAGCGUGUGUCAUCCACCAUCUCCUUGAUCAACUUAAUUCACCAAUUUGCCUCUUCCUUCCAUUUAUAAAUAAUGAUCAUUUCGAUCAUUUUGCCUGGGGGAAGCUCGCUCCUCUCUUGCUGCAGGGAAAUAGAUCAUCUAGUUAUUCUGCCUUGUUCAAAAUCACCUUGGGAAGAAGAUGGUUCUCAUAACGCUGUCUUAAGCACAGUUUAUUUUGCAUAGUUUGCAUUUAUUUAAAGAUCUUACCUUUUUUUUUUUUUUUUUUGAAAGAACUCUUAAGUUGCAUGUACUUGGCAUAGAGUUAAUUCCUACUGCCCUUUUCCGCAAGGCAUUUUUUCAUUAGUCUAUCGGUUUUUCAUACCGAAUGCAAGAACAUUAAGACGAAACUGUCAAAUACUGUUUUUGUUUGUGAUGAGCUGGCGGCAGAUUACACCUGGGGAAUCUAGAGGGAGAGAAAGGUAGACAGAUAACGGUAAAGUCUGUGUUAAGUGGGCAAUGGAGUAAGGAUACUCAUAAGAGACAUUUCACCAGGUAGCUCGCUAGAACUUGAUAUCAGAAUCAGCCUUUAACAGAAAGCUUCCUGGUGGAUGGAUGGUACCAACCAGAGUGCCCGAGUAUAAAUUGGAACCAAGUUGCAGUGGUAAACCAAAGGUGAGAGGUAGCCAUUGGAAACCAGUGGAGGCCAGGCAGGCUGGACAGUUCUAGAAACCUCUUUUAACAAAGUAACUGCACGGUAGCAAGGACUAGCCAUCCCGAGAGCUCUUCCUUUUCAGUGUUCUCAUUCACCUUGGCACACAGCAAGCUUCAUACGCCAUACAUCCAGAGCAUAGACAGGAGGACGGCUGCUUAAAGGGGACUUACAAACCAACCGUAUUCUCUCACACUGUGUCGCGGUGGCCACUUAGUGCCAGGCGUGCACGCUGGGAGCAGCUAGUUUCUGCAGCGUAGGAGAGGAGACUGGCAGGAUUUGGAAAUGCGCAUCCGUGGCACUGCCUGCGGCUUUGCUGGGGAGGACACAUUUGGGGAGGUGGCGGCCUUUUGGUUUGUAAUUUCCCUUUAAACAGGAAGAGAUGAUUCACAUUUUCCAUAUAUAUAUCUCAAUGAAUGUACUGUAUUACUGUUUUAAAAAUUUGAUGAAAUAAUAAUGGAUUGGUCUCCUUUUGUUAUCUGGUCCUUGUUUAAUUUGUUUAAGGGUUUUUGUAUACAAAAGUUUACAUUUUUAUGUAUAUUUUUCUUGUGUAAAAACUGAUGUAAUAUGUGUAUAAAACACUGUAUGUAUUAUCUGUAUAUAGUGUGACAAAAUGAUUUUUCUUUCUUUCUUUUGGAUGUAUUAAUAAAUCUUGCUGUGAAGUAA